AUGAGCACUGGGCAUGCACAGGAUGCCGCAGUGAUGCCAGUAAUUUUGUCUAGCACUGCUUCCCCUGAAAUCGAAACCAUGAUUGACACACCAGCAUUCCUCAACUCAGCCACCGACAGCCAACGUAAAGAAUAUAUUGAGCUAGAAGGAAACCCAAAUUUGACAAUGGAAAUGAAACAAAAGGCUCUGACGAACUGGGCAUUAAGAUGCGGAAAUCCGGUGAAUGGACUAUACACUCAGUACAUGGCUGAAAAACAAACAUUGCAAGAGCAAGAGGACCAGAGGAUGUCGGUGAUUGUCGCUCAGCUAUCACCAGAAGCGCAGCAAGCUGAUAAGCAUGUUAGGGGAAUCACCAGCAACCUGAAUCAAACGAAGAAAGAAAUGGAUACAAAUGUGGCAAAACAACUAAAGAAGCUUCCCAAAAAAGUUUAUUAUGAGCUUACAUUUGCCACUCAAUAA
This is a messenger RNA of Caenorhabditis briggsae, 459 nucleotides long. The transcript is spliced from 4 exons. NCBI's taxonomy places the organism in Eukaryota, Metazoa, Nematoda, Chromadorea, Rhabditida, Rhabditidae. Bases 1 to 459 code for a protein of 152 amino acids. The record is from RefSeq and is a predicted model, not a curated record.